UGGUGGUGGGGGUAUCCUAUACAGAAGCUUUUAUUGUUUGAUGUCCGUUAAUUCUUAGUGUUUAUUGAUUCUUUUUCUACACAACAAAAGCAGGUACAAACACACUUAACCGGCAAAACUCAUUAGAGAUGAGUUCAGUAAAUAAAGAGAGCGAAAAAACGGAAGAUAAAUUAGAAAUAGCUCGUGAGGAAAAGGAGAAGAUAUUAAAUGAAGAGAAUAGGGCUCAGGAUAACAAAAUGAUGGAAUCAGAAAGUACUGAAGGCUCUAAAAUUAAAACUGAAUUUAAGGAUGGUAUGGAGGUUAAACCAAAAAAAAUACCUAUUGGAGGGAUUCAAAUGCCUGGAUUUUUUAUGAGGAGUCGAUCAAAAGAAAAGUGCAAGGAAGGUGAUUCAGAAACUCAAGAGGGUGAUGUAGAAGGUACCGAGUUGCUAACACAGAAUGACAAGGAAAAGGAAAUUCCUGAUGAUUCUUUAAUGAAUCAAUCUAAAGUUAAAUUACCCAUAAGAAAAAAGGCUGAUGAUGUUGAAAAAGCUAGUGAACAAGGUGAUAAGCAAAAGCUUUUUGACAGACUUUGCAAACCUUUAGUAUCAAUAUUUCCUAAAAACAAGAAAGAUUUAGAACGCAACUUGGAAAAUCAAGCAGCUGGGUUGGCUUCAGUAGAAACUUUGGAUGAUAAUGAUAAAACAGCUGAUAGAAAAGAUGAUGGAAAUGAUGCUAUUGAUGGUAUAAAGCAAAGUGAGUCAUGCAUAUCAAGUUGCGUUGGAAAAUUUAAAGCUUACCACUUAGUUAUUAGUGCCUUAGUGAUUUUCCUCAUCAUUGUGAGCGCAAUUGUCUUUUUCACCAUAGGAGACACUAUCACCCUUUCGCCUGUUAAUAUUGAAGGAAAUGCCGUCCAAGCAAUUACAACUUGUGGAAAAGUCGAAGGAAUUCACCAUGAUGACGCAGUAGCUUUUCGAGGAAUCCCCUAUGCUCGUCCACCCCUUAAUAAUCUCCGUUUCAAACCAGCCCAACCACUCAAUAAUAUCGAUUACUGCUGGAAUGACACAUUAAAAGUUCACAAUGCAACUCCACCUUGUUUACAAAUGUUAGACAAUGGCACCAUAAUCGGAAUUGAAGAUUGUUUAACAUUGGAUGUGGUCACGCCAUACGUUCGCUACCAUAAUCCUUUGCCGGUCAUCGUUUUGAUCGGAGCGGAAACUUUAACGGGUGCUUCUCCAGGAAAAAUGAGACCAUCCACCAGAUAUGCCCGUUCAAAAGAUGUGGUUUUUGUUCGGCCAAACUUUCGAUUAGGAGUUCUUGGAUUUUUAACUGCAAAAGGAUUGAGGGAAUAUCCGGGUAUUGGGGGAAAUUAUGCCUUGUCAGACAUUAUGGUCGCUUUGAAAUGGGUUCAAUUGAAUAUUGAACAUUUCGGAGGGAAUCCAAAAGCUGUUACAUUAUUGGGACAUAGAGCAGGUGCAAGUUUAGUAACAGCUUUAACAACAACAAGACAUGCUUCAAAAUUAUUCGCAAGAGCUUGGGCGACAUCACCAAGCGCAGUUUAUCCAACGAAAUCAUUAAUGGAUCAUGAAAAAGAAGAUGAGACUCUCGUUAAUAGGGUGAAUUGCGAUGAAUUUUCAGAUCAAGGUAAAUGUUUAAGAGAACAAGAUAGCUUGUAUUUGAUGAGUUUGAUAGAACGUUCUUGGAUACAACCCCAAACGGAUAUUCCGUUAACGGAUGAGAAACCAGAAACGCGUCACCAAUGGAUGGUUUUGGAUGGGAAAAUUUUAAAUGAGAAUCCGUACGAAGUUUGGAGUAGCGACGAAGGAAUUUCAGUUCAACUGGUGAUCGGAGUCACCGCGGAUUCUUUAGCGACCGACAAAUUGAUAAUGAAACAUGAGUGGAACGAAGAUUUGGUGGUGAAUCAUGUGAAGAACUCGAUAUUGGGCGAUUUAAACUUAGUCGAUGAUGUUUUUCAAAGAUACCCAAAAAAUUUUAAAGGUUUAAGUGGGAUUAUUUCCGAUAUACGCUCAGUUUGUCCUUUGUAUCAAUUAUAUGGGAACAUGAAGAAUACUUCGUUUUAUGUUGUUACGCAAACAAGGGGUGCGCAAAAUUUAUCAGACGUCAACUCGGAUAUCGACGCGAUUUUAGGUCGGUAUGAGCCGAAAACUCCAGAACAACGACGAUAUUUCUCAGCUAUUCAACAGUUGUUUUAUCACUAUGUGUGGCAUGGUGAAAUCGAUGAGAGAGCUUCGAAUAGUAUGUUAAUCGUUGAUCAGGAUGUUAGAGCAGAGGAUUCAUAUAAGAAUUGUGAUUUUUGGAUUCAAAAUAAUAUGACGAAAUACGCACAGUCGGAUUAAAAAUGGGCAAAGAUGGGAAAUUUGACUUAAAAAACGUAUUUAUUAUUAACAAAUGUACUCCAAAUGAGAUUUUUGUUCCUUUAAUACUCACUAUUUUUGGUUUGAAAAAUUGUUUUAAAUACUCGGUGUUUUAUAAAAAAUACGCCUGAAGUGCCCUGAGUAAAUUGUUAUGUUGGCGAAGGGAAUCAAAUUACUGAUAUUUAAUAAGGAUUUUUUAGUAUUUAAAUAUAUUCUCAUUGAGUUCAUGUCCAAACUUUUUUACUCAUAAUGUUCUAAGUAGGUAUCUGUAAAUGGUUAUUAUUCACUUUUUACCUUAUUAAAUUAAACCACGAACUAAAUAAACAUUUUUAUUUUACUCAAUACAUGAUACUUUUAUCUAUUUAUAAAAAUAAAUAACAUAAUAAUUGUAGGAUAAUUGUAUAACUUCUUUAUAAUAUGAUGAUAUUAUUUAGUACUGGAUUUAUUUUUCUAUAUCUUAAAAUAAAAUCAGUUUAGCAUGGUAAUAUUCAAAAUGAUUGUAGUUAAUGAUUUUCAAAUUUCGAACGGUAGUAAAAUUUUAUAUCUUGCGAAAGUAUUAUAAAAAUUAAAGACAUUCAAAAUGAGAAGACUGCAUUUGAAUCUUGCCAAAAUUUUUUAAACGUCUAUGUAAAUAUUUAACAAUUUUUAAAUACUCUCUGAUAAUGAUCUCUUUAUUUUUUUUGUAAAUUUUUACUCUCGAAAAAAAUGUACUUAGUACUUUGUAUUUUUUGUCCUAAUUUAAUCUCAUUUUUUUAGUUGAUAGAUAAUUAGAUUGUAAGAUCAUAUUUGUGAUAUCCCUAAGUAGCUUUUAUAUGUAUAUCAAAUGUAUCCAAGGCUGCGGAUGUGGUGUAUUCACCUCAAAAAAGAGAUUAUGUAAGAAUAAUAUUAUUUCUAUGAUUUUUUUAUACGUAACACAACCCCCGUAAUUAAAAUAAUGGUAAAAGAACGGCGCUAGUAUGUAAACAACGACACAACUUUUUUAAUAAAGAUAGCUUUUAUCGUAA
This is a messenger RNA of Onthophagus taurus, 3358 nucleotides long. RefSeq names its product Neurotactin (gene Nrt). The record is from RefSeq and is a predicted model, not a curated record. Lineage: Eukaryota; Metazoa; Arthropoda; Insecta; Coleoptera; Scarabaeidae.